Messenger RNA from Selaginella moellendorffii, 1736 nucleotides. RefSeq lists its product as uncharacterized. The record is from RefSeq and is a predicted model, not a curated record. The transcript has 6 exons. Lineage: Eukaryota; Viridiplantae; Streptophyta; Lycopodiopsida; Selaginellales; Selaginellaceae. Bases 102 to 1658 code for a protein of 518 amino acids.
CGGGCGGCGGUGGCGGCAGCGCGUGUGGCCAUCGGCAAGCAGCUGGAUCGAUCGCGGCGGCCUUGUAGCUCGAUCGUCUCGGCAAAUCGAUCGAUGCAGUGAUGUGUCGUGUCCAGGUCGUGUAUUAUCUCAGCCAUGGGGGACGGAUGGAGCAGCCGCAUCUCAUCGAGGUGGAGCAAGAGGGAAAUCGUCUCUACCUGAGCGAGGUGAAGAAGCGAUUGACGGUGCUGCGAGGGAAAGGCAUGCCGGAUGCCUUCUCCUGGGCCUACAAAAGGAGCUACAAGAACGAUUUCAUCUGGAACGACGUGACAGAGAAUGACCUGAUCUUACCGCUUCGCGACAAUGAGUAUAUCAUCAAAGGAUCGGAGAAUGUGUAUGGAAGACAAGAGAGUCGUAGCGAUCGGGGAAGAGUUCCAAGCAUCCAGGAGGAACACAAGGAUUUCGAGAGUCCAAUGUCUUAUCAUCACCACACUCCCAUGCGAGCAAGCGAAGGCUAUGACAAGCGGAGCUCAUUGUCUUCUUCUUCCGUCGCUGGCAGCAGAUCGCCCAGGAACAGGAACAAAGCUUUCAACUGCGAAGGCGCUCUCAGAGUGAACAGGCAGCUCAUGGAGACGCUCACGCAGGCAAAGACCGAAUCCAUGGACGAAGUCUUCUACGAUAACCCACACUCGGAUGGAUCAAGCAACGGCAACACUUUCACUGACGUCAAAGUGUACAAGACUCCGGCAUCUCCUGUGACUGCGGACCACGGCAAGGAUGCAGCAACGCAGACGGAGGAGCAUUCUGGUAAAAAUACUCACGAGUUCCAGUUUCACCGAGAUGUUCAGCACGAUCAGGAGAGAAGCUGUCAACGUGAUCAGGAAACUCAAAGCUCCAGGAAGAAGUCUGAGAGAGCUGGUUUGGUUUCUACCGUAAGGAAGCAACUGGAGGAGAGUAGCCGGAAGCAAACAAGCACUGCGGUUCUUCGGCAGCUGCUCUCCUGUGGUGGGAUCGAUACGAACACUUGUUCCUCCAUGCAGUACAACAGGUUGCACUAUCCACCGCAAGCAUGGGCUUGGAGCAAGUCCAAAGCAGAUACCAGGUCCGAAGCGGAGAGUGCUUCCAAGAUUCCACACGAUGUUCUUCCUUCUUGGGAGUCUCCUAGGAUGCCAGCUCGUUUGGUCAGCUCGAGUCAGGAUCCUGAAUCUAUUCCAGAAGUUGUGAAGGAAACGACGAACUCCCCGGCUGCAAGCCAUGCGGAGCGACGAUCCUUGGUAGACAAGGCAUCUCGCGAGGAGGCAAGAAAGUUACAGAACAGUAUGCUUAUUGCAACUAAGGAAGCUCGGAAGGUCGAAGACAACAGCCCCCGUCUAUCGCCUGCGAUAAAACGUGUUAAUGUGGAACUUCCAACGCUAAAGGUGCAGUUCAGCCCCCCGAAAAAGGAAAUGAAGUGCAAGGAAGACAGGCCUCUAACACCAGGACGAAGCCGACUCGAUUGGGAAAAGACCCUCCAAGAGGCUGUCAAUGCAAGUUCUCCUCCCGUGGAUUUCAGAUUGUUGCUGCAAGAAUGCCCGCAAUGUGGUCGAACUUUCAAGCCAGAUUCUCUGAAGGUUCACUUGCGAGGAUGUCAUGGCCAGAAAACUGGGAAGAUAACAAGCGUGGCAAGGCGUCUUGAAUAGGUACUAUUUGUUGUUUUAUGAUCCCAUAGCCUUUCUAUGUUCUUUUCUGCAUGUAAAGAAACUUUUCCUUGUCCUUUU